GCUGCCUUUGAUUUUCAAUAGCUUUAUUGACAACUUUAUCAGAAAAGGUUCUUACAAGGUUACUAGAGUUGCAUCCGCCCUUCGGAGAAGCGUAUUUCCGGUUCCGUUCUGCUGGAAAAUCUCCCCUAAAGCAGUGUGAUUUUGCAGAUAUGGGCCACGGGCAUGAACACCAUGGACAUGACAAGAUACACCUGCCAGAUUACAGGAUUUGGAAAAUAGACGGGACACCAUUGGAAGAUGUACAAAAGAGGCUUGCCAAAAAGGGACUGAGAGAUCCAUGGCUGAGAAAUGAAGCUUGGAGGUAUAUGGGAGAGUUUGCUAAACCAGUUACCAUAAGCCAAGUUAUCUUCAAAGGAUUUAGAUGGGGAUUUGCUGCUUUUGUUGUGGCAUUGGGUGUAGAAUAUGCUUUCUUUUCUCCUAAGAAAAACGGCGGUCAUCAUUGAACAAGAGUGCAAGGAAUCACAUGCUGGAUGUUAAUAAAUCUGUAAUUUGCAAAGAAACUUUAUUAAACUUCUGUUCUAAAUCAGA
This is a messenger RNA of Hyla sarda, 528 nucleotides long. RefSeq names its product NADH:ubiquinone oxidoreductase subunit B3 (gene NDUFB3). The record is from RefSeq and is a predicted model, not a curated record. The coding region runs from base 150 to 443 and encodes 97 amino acids. The transcript has 3 exons. Gene Ontology annotation, cellular component: mitochondrion. Gene Ontology annotation, biological process: mitochondrial respiratory chain complex I assembly; electron transport chain. NCBI's taxonomy places the organism in Eukaryota, Metazoa, Chordata, Amphibia, Anura, Hylidae.